AUGUACGUUCGAUUUCGAUCAGUCGACACUGAUGAGAGACUUCACCAUCCUUGGGUCUUUUUGACCUAUUCACGAUGUUCCAUCGAAUCGAAAGAUGAGUUCGAAGAAGGCUUUAGCGAUAUGCUACAGCGUAAUGAGUUUACGAAAUCUACGUAUUACGGAUGUCGAGAACACCAUGUAACCGAAGGUAUCCAUUACCAUGUCUUGGUAAACCUUGGAAAACAGCGCAACUGGAGUUUCAAACAUGCUCGCGCAAAGUUUGCUGUCGACAACAGCGAGUGUGACUUGUUGCAUAUUUCCCCGCCCCCGGCGAGACCGAAUAUUUCUCAAUACAUUGAGAAUUGCGUGAAAUAUUGCGAAAAAGAGAAAGGAGGCGACUGUUUCGGCCAACGGCCAACCACUUCUGUCAAGAAACAACAAGAGCGGAAGCGGAUAUGGGAGGAAAUAGGGUCCCAGCCGACUGCACCAGCAAAUAUUGCGAAGCUCAAGGAAAAUUUCCCUGAAGUUAUUCAAGCUUUACAAUUGCUCCAUGACUGA
Messenger RNA from Penicillium samsonianum, 537 nucleotides. RefSeq lists its product as uncharacterized. The record is from RefSeq and is a predicted model, not a curated record. NCBI's taxonomy places the organism in Eukaryota, Fungi, Ascomycota, Eurotiomycetes, Eurotiales, Aspergillaceae. Bases 1 to 537 code for a protein of 178 amino acids. The transcript has a single exon.